Molecule: messenger RNA, 534 nt
Organism: Paramecium tetraurelia
Lineage: Eukaryota; Ciliophora; Oligohymenophorea; Peniculida; Parameciidae
Exons: 3
Biological process (GO): RNA processing
Molecular function (GO): ribonuclease III activity
Source: RefSeq, a predicted model, not a curated record
AUGCAAUCUAACCACAAACAAUACUCAACCACGAAUAAAUUAUUGGAAUUUCGACACCCUGAGUUGCUAAAAAAAGCCAUGACUUUCAAAUAAUACCAUUAAGAGUAUAUGUCAAGAAAUAAAGAUAAUCCUUUAAAAUAAGGCAUCAACGAAAAUUUGAUUGAAUUAGGUUAAGAUCUGAUCGACUUUUAUUACAAUGAUUUCUUUUUUUUUUAAGAUCUACCCAAUAAAACUCAUAAAACAUUCAAAACCUACUCUGAAAUUAGGAGGUUGAAGCAAUUGGUUUUAUCAGAGAAAAAUUUAGCAGAUAUUGCAGUUUAAUUAGGAUUGAAGUCUUAAAUGUUCGUUUCAAUCAACCCUAAUUCAGAUUUAAAAAACAAUUCAAAGAUAUUAGCCUAGACCCUUAAAGCUGUAAUCGGAGCGCAAUAUUUUGAUAAGAAAAAAGAUUUAAACGUAUUAAGAGAUUUAUUACAGGUGCUCUUUCUUGAUUUAAUCAAAAUAUCUCUUGUAAAAAAUAGUCUUUAAAUAGGAUGA